Molecule: messenger RNA, 1374 nt
Organism: Closterium sp. Yama58-4
Lineage: Eukaryota; Viridiplantae; Streptophyta; Zygnematophyceae; Desmidiales; Closteriaceae
Source: the annotation of a GenBank genome assembly
AUGGGCAUUCUUGGAGAUGCGGAAGGUGCUGAAAACGAGUUCUCACGAAUUCUGGAGAUCAAGUGGGCCGACGUUGAUACGCCUUUCGACUUUGAUCCACAUCCCACGCAUGUUGGCUGGGACGACAUCACCCACGAGUUCAUCAUGGAGUCAGCCGAGUCUAUGUUCCACCUUGAUGACAUCGACAAUAUGAGGAGAGUGGCGGGGGAGACUGGAGUGGCGGGGGAGUCUGGAGUGGCCGGCGAGGGUGGAGCGGUGGGGGAGCCUGGGGUGGCGGGGAAGCCUGGAGCAGUGGGGGAGCCUGGAGUGGCGGGGGAGUCUGGAGUGGCCGGGGAGCCCGGGGUGACAGGGGAGCCUGGAGUGGCGGAGGAGCCUGGAGUGGCGGGGGAGCCUGGAGUGGCGGGGGAGCCUGGAGUGGCGGGGGAGUCUGGAGUGGCCGGGGAGCCUGGAGUGGCGGGGGAGUCUGGAGUGGCGGGCGAGCCUCUAACUCCUGGUGAGGGUGGAGUGGUGGUGGAGCCAGGAGUGGCGGGGGAGCCAGGAGUGGCGGGGGAGCCUGGAGUGGCGGGGAAUGCUGUAGUGAGUCGUACCCCGAGGUGGCAGGAGAGAAAGACUGGAAAGCGGAAACGUGCAGAUGAGGGGUGUAGCGGUGACGAUGCGGAGGGUGAAGAGGCGGAGGUGUCUGUUGGUCAGCGCUUCUGCAUUCAUUUCCACCAUUGCAUGAUGCGCGCUGCAACCAAGGCAGAAGCAGGCCAUCCAAUGACUCCUCAGGAAGUGGCAGAUGAGAUCGGGGGGUGUGGAGACCAUUGGGCAGGCAUACACACUGGUUGUGAGCGAGAUGGCGUGGUCCCACGUUGUGUUAGGGAACGGUGGGGGAAGGAGAGUGCGCUGUAUGAACCAGGUUCGGCGACUCACUUGGCGUUCAAGAAGUGGUUGUCGGUCAACUGUGGCCCAGGUCCAAUGGCCGCAUACGUUUUGGGGGCAUCAAACUGGUUGAACGAGUCAUUUCACUCGUUGAUUACGAAGUACGCGCCAAAGCGUAUUGCGUUUCUUGGCACUAUGGAGGCUCGGGUGGCUUUGAGUGUGCUUCAUUGGAAUCACGCGGUGGAGAGAGUUGUCAGGGAGUGGCGAACACGCGUACGCAAGGUAACACGAGUGCGGGGUGGGAUGAAAGAUAGGGUGCUCGGCCCAAUGGAUUGGCGUUGGGUGGAUGAGGUCUUGGAGAGAUGGGAAAAGAUAAGGGAGUGUGGGAGAAAAGCAAGGAGCAUUGGAUCCGAGAAACAGGGGGGAAGAGAAGUGAAUGUGGGGGAGGAGGUGGAGGACGAGGUGGAGGACGGGGUGGAGGAUGGGGUGGGGGGGGCGAAGAGGACGUGGUAG